This is a messenger RNA of Candidozyma haemuli, 1686 nucleotides long. It is a transcript of the gene TEC1, whose product is annotated as transcription factor TEC1. Gene Ontology annotation, cellular component: transcription regulator complex. Lineage: Eukaryota; Fungi; Ascomycota; Pichiomycetes; Serinales; Metschnikowiaceae. The transcript has a single exon. Gene Ontology annotation, biological process: regulation of transcription by RNA polymerase II. Bases 1 to 1686 code for a protein of 561 amino acids. The record is from RefSeq and is a predicted model, not a curated record. Gene Ontology annotation, molecular function: RNA polymerase II cis-regulatory region sequence-specific DNA binding; DNA-binding transcription factor activity, RNA polymerase II-specific.
AUGACGCCUAAGAAACUCCCCAUGAUUGUCGAUAUCGGCAUCGACAACUCGGGAAAGAAGAUGUUUCAGGUCCACGAAACGUCCAAGCAAGUCCGUAACGGCAUGCCCAUAUCGUCUCAGUUUGCUGAGUCCUCCUUCUUUGACGGCACCAGCCUGCCUGACUCCAAACCCAGAAUGCGUGUUUCUACAAGUGCCUCGGCCAUAGAAACCUCCCUGACUUCCAUUCCUUCCUUUGGCCCUCCCAGAAGCGAUUCCGCUGAUAUGUCUUAUCUGGAAUGCAUCACUACUCCAACAAGCGCUACGUCUUCCACUCAUGGCGGUGACGCAGAGAAAGAUAUCUGGUGCCAUGACGUGCAACAGGCGUUUGAAGAGGUUCUCGCCAUUGUGCCCAAGAAGGGCCUUAACAAGAUCAAGAUUGGUGGCCGUUCGUGUGGUAGAAACGAGUUGAUCUCGGAUUAUAUCAUGGCCAAGACGGGGAAGUACAGAUCUAGAAAACAGGUCUCCAGUCAUAUCCAGGUGAUUAAAAACAUGGGCCUGCGGAAAGAACUUAUUGCUCUUAUUAAUGAUGGUCCACAGUUUGGUUCUGAUGAAGAGGCUGAGCGUAACAGCAAGCAUUUCGAGGAGAUCUUUGCUAAGAUCAACUUGAACAAGUCACUAGGUGUGGUUCCAAAUGGUAAGUCUUCAGGUUCUGAAAGACGCCACUCCACUGGCCUUUCGUCUACUCCAAAGAGAAAGCGCCUUAACACAGAGCUUGUUUCCAUCAAAAAUAUCAGCUUUUCCAUUGAAAGCAGUGUUCCCGGUAACAACAGCUUCUUGACCUUCCAAGAAGAUGUUCCAGUGAAGCUGUUGACUCUCAAAGAAGACGCCAACUUUGCAUCUAGAUUCCCUGGUUUGGAGGAGUUUGCAAGUACGAACGUGCCUAUUCUUCAUAAUAUGAUCCGUCUUUUGAAUCCAGCAAACUUGCCCAUUGACUUCUCUGUCGACAGGGAUCUCAAAACGAACUACAUGCUUGAUUUUGCUACUAUUCCACAGGCUGGUCUUUGCAGUUUUACCUCGGUUUAUUCUUUUGGUGCUGAAGUACUCAAGGUCAACGAGGACAAUUUCAUGGCAAACACCAACCAGCCAUUCCUUCUUAAGUUCUGGAAAUGCUUCUUCUACCAGUUGUUGCAGCAGCCAAGUUCUUUGGACGCUGCUUUCAAAGGCAUUACAGUCAAGCAGGUGAUCUACGAGCGCCAUGAUGGCUCAUUCAGCUUGGUUCCUAAGACCAGAAUAAAGGCUGUCUUACUCUGGGAAUUUUCUAAAGUCGAAACUUGGAGAGAGGCUGUUUCUUCGACUUCCAGGCUCUUCCUUCCGCCUUCCCUUCAGACUCCCAUUGAGUUGAGCGAUGCUCUUUCACAGCCACCAAUGCUUCUGGGCACGAACCCGAUCAAGCAAGAGUAUAUUUUUUCUCCUAACCAAGGGAUGCAUCCCGUGAAGCAAGAGCCACAAGAUCCUCUCAUGGGGCUUUACCAGGCGCCGUAUUUCCCACAGACACCAACAAACUUCCACACGCCUCCACCAUCGGGCCACACAUUCCAUCCCUCUGCAAAUGUUGACUUGGCAACAGUGAGAAGCUUGCCAAAUGAAGAUUCCGCCCAAUGCUUCGGCUCCUUCAUGGCCCCGUCAUCCACAGAGUUUGGCCCUUAG